GCCCCUCAUCCAGUGAAGGCCGGCUUGGGACACUCUCCACUUCCCUCCACUUCCCCUCUGGGAGCCCUUUUCACCGUACCCCCGCACCUUGCUUCGGGCGAUGCCCCAGAGGGAACUGUGGCCAGCGGGGCCUGGCUCGGAACCCGUGACCCGCUGCAUCGGCAGCUGUGACAGCAUCAUGAGCACCACGUCCACACGCUCUGGAUCUAGUGAUAGCAGCUACGACUUCCUGUCCGCUGAAGAGAAAGAGUGUCUGCUCUUCCUGGAGGAGACCAUCGGCUCACUGGACACUGAGGCUGACAGUGGACUGUCCACUGACGAGUCUGAGCAAGACACAGCUCCGCAAGGCCCCCGAGCUCUGCCCAUAACCCAGCCUGCUCCCCAGGGAUAUCCAGGGGAGAAGAUCAUUCAGCAAGGACCAGAGCCAAGGAGAGGGACUCAGCCCAGCUCAACCCAUCUGCCUGAGCCCCAAGGCCUGGGCCUCAGGUGUGGCUCCUAUAGCCUCCCCAGAAAUAUCCACAUUGGCAACAACCAGAACCUCAGGAAAAGCACCACCCAGACUAAUAGCCACCGCCCAGGGGAACCAGAGGGGCUCGUCUCCAAGCCUAAGAAAGAGCAGGUCAGCCAAAGCUGUGAGCCCAACCAGGCUCCGGCCGGCCCCCAGCCGCCUGCCCGGCAGUUGGACACGGUGCCCAUCCCUCCGCCAGAGGCCUUCCAGGACGGCCAGCACGAGCCACGUGAGCAAGACCACCUGCCCCCGGGGCCCGGGCAGCAGAGCCGCGCCUCACUCCGCCCCCAGGAGAGCAAGGAGACUUCCUCAGAGGCCAUGUCCCAAAGGGCCAAUAAGAAAGGCUCGUCGGGGGAACUAGGGCAGCCUCGGCCUCCUCCCGCCACGUCGUCUCAGAAUGUGAGAGCCAAAGACGCUCCCGUCCCACCAGGGGGGGACCCCAGUGCCCGGCUUGCGCCCCUCACAGCCUCUAAGCCCAGGAAGCUGCCCCCCAACAUCGUUCUAAAGAGCAGUAGAAGCAGUUUCCACAGCGAGCCCCAGAACUGGCUGUCCCGCCACUCAGAGGCCGGCCCCGGAGACUCGGGCCUGGCCUCGUCCUCGCUGCAGGAGCAGAAGAAGGCGCGCCGAGAAGCCCUGGAGAAGCUGGGGCUACCCCAGGACCAGGAUGAGCCCAGCGCCCACUUAAGUAAACACGCCAGCUCCACCCGACUCCAGGCCCCCCUCCAGGCUCGGGCUCCGGUUCAGCCUGCAGUUCCAGCUCAGGGCACAGCCGCUGUGCCCACUAGAGGAAAGGCUCCAGCCCCAGCUCCGACACGGGGACCUUCUCCGGGGAAGGCCCCGGCUCCCACUCCUGCUCAGGGGUCUUCUCCAGACAAGGGUUCAAUUCCUGCCCAGGAACCCGCUCCAGGGAAGGCGCCAGCUGCCAAAUCCAUGCCAAUUCCUAUCCCUAUGGCCCCCGGGGUAAGUAGGCCCCUGACCCAGCCAAGGCCAGACCCAGGGCUGACUCUCCAGGAGAGCAACAUCCCUGGCCUGAGACAGAUGAACUUCAAGUCCAACACUCUGGAGCGCUCAGGCGUGGGGCUGAGCAGCUACCUCUCGGCUGAGAAAGACCCCAGCCCCAAAACCAGCACCUCUCUGGGCAAAGACUCCUUCUUGGACAAGAUGUCUCCUAAUGUCUUGCGUAACUCGCGGCCCCGCCCUGCCUCCUUGGGCACGGGGAAGGACUUUGCAGGGAUCCAGGGGGGCCAGUUGGCUGACCUGGAGCGGGAGCAGAGCACCAAGCGCCUGUCCUACCAAGGACAGAGCCGUGACAAGCUGCCUCGACCCCCCUUCGUCAGUGUCAAGAUCUCCCCAAAAGGCAUCCCUGAUGAGCACAGAAGGGAAGCUCUGAAAAAGCUGGGACUGUUGAAGGAGUAGUCACUGGCCCCCAGCAUAGCCCCACACAGCCCCUGCCUCAGCCCCUGCCAUACAAGAGGAGGCUCGGGGUCUUUCCCACCCAACAGCUCACAGCUUGGGCACGAGCGGGCUUCUCUCCAGGGCUUUCCUCUCUCUGAGGCGAAGGGGAGGGAGAGGUAGGUCUCCAGGCAUACACAUACGUUUAUAUUCAGAGUGGUUGUGUCAAUGAGUGCCUCCCCAAAUCAUCCUGAAGGUGAUUUCCACAAGACAGUGUGUGUGUGUGUGUGUGUGUGUGUGUGUUUACUAAUAGGCUGUAUAUUUCACUGAAGCUAUUUAUAUGACGCAAGGAGUCAUUGCUCAGAGUUCUGCUUGUGUUGGAGAUUUUCUUACCCUGAGUAGAAUUCAGCCCAGCCAGAACUGAGGGGACAGGGGUGGCUAAGCCUGAAAAAAAAAGUCAGAUGAGACGAUGGAUGUGCCAGGGGCAUUAGGCAGAUGCCGGGUCGUAUGAAAUGUGGGCCUCCCAGAAUCCCCGCAUGGAAGGAGACUGGCUCCUACCUUGUAGGAUCCCUCUCUCAGUUCUGAACUUCCGGACGGGGCCCAGGAGGAGUAGCUUUGUCAUCUCCUCCCCCACUCUACCUUCUCACUGUCCCCAGCCCUGAGGACAGGACACAUCCCUGUAACUAAAACUCUGUUAACUGGGGGUGGGAGGGCUCUGGGUGGCCUGAGGAGGCAGGGUAAGUGACCACCCAGCACGCUUCCACUGGGAAAGAUCCCGGCCCGGGGGCCUGGCGAAUUUAUCAUCGCAAACGGUGCAGUGAUCCCUGACGCUGCUGUCCCUAACCUCCUGCUGCCUACCUCAGCCUGCACAUGACUGACCCCAGGGCUGGGCCAACCCUGAGAUGGAAGUCUAAGCCCUGAGGCUUUAGAAAUACGGAAGAACUAUUUGAGGCCUUUGUCUCGGCUACUGCAUGUAGUUUUGUCUGUUUCUAUGGGAAGGCAACCCAGUACAUUCUCUGCUAGUUAUUCACAGAAUAUCUGAGCUGGGAAGAAUUUUAGAAAGGAAGGAGACUCUCAUGUCCCACACUGUUGGGGAAGGGAAGUGACUCAUCCGUGGUCAUUCUGCCAUCCUGUAACAGAGCAGGGACCCUGGCUUCUCAUUCCAUGCUGUCUGCCGCCUCCCUCACACGGCACCCUCAGGAUCAGCAGUCAGAGUCAAAGGUUCAACCCUCAGGCCCUUCAAGAUCCUAAGGUGUCUUCUGAAACAUCAGAGAUUAAAUGUUGCU
Messenger RNA from Callorhinus ursinus (northern fur seal), 3186 nucleotides. It is a transcript of the gene CUNH1orf116, whose product is annotated as chromosome unknown C1orf116 homolog. The record is from RefSeq and is a predicted model, not a curated record. Lineage: Eukaryota; Metazoa; Chordata; Mammalia; Carnivora; Otariidae. Gene Ontology annotation, cellular component: cytoplasm.